Leptomonas pyrrhocoris is the source of this 1320-nucleotide messenger RNA. RefSeq names its product putative transcription elongation factor. Gene Ontology annotation, molecular function: zinc ion binding; nucleic acid binding. The coding region runs from base 319 to 1320 and encodes 333 amino acids. The record is from RefSeq and is a predicted model, not a curated record. Gene Ontology annotation, biological process: DNA-templated transcription. The transcript has a single exon. Lineage: Eukaryota; Euglenozoa; Kinetoplastea; Trypanosomatida; Trypanosomatidae. Gene Ontology annotation, cellular component: nucleus.
AGGGAAACAAGUGUCUCGCUUCGCUUCCGUGCUUUGCUCCGUUCUCUCCGCACGCUUCACUUCUCCUUCCGGCGGCACGCACCGCACGCACCACGGUACUCUAGCAUUUCUCCAUUACACCUCUGCACGCAGCGCUCUCUCCGUCUUCACAGCCGCCUUUCGAUUUGCUCGCUCUCUACUGAACUCCUCUGCCCUUCCCUUCUCGCUGGGCACACAUACGACGUUGGUUUCGCCUUCCCCUGUCUGUCAGCCACUAGUUGGACGGGCGGCAUGGCCGACGCGCCAACUUCUCCAACGGCGCCCAGCACAGCCGAGAAGAUGCCCACUUCUUCUGCAACAGCAGCACCCGUCGUCACGGAAGGGGUUGCGACGGCGCCAGAUGCACCAAAUGCGGUGACACCGCCGGGCCUCCCCGACGCGGCGACGACAUCGGUGACACCGCCGGUGAACACGCUGAAGCGGCCGCGGGCUGUGCAGCCGGUGACGCACUUUCUCAGCCCUGCCUCCGCUAAUACGCCGUCCUUCGCGAGCACGGCGUCGACCGCGCCUCCCACGUCGACACUCGCCGAUCACGGGGAUGAAAACGGCGCCGAUGAGGUGCCCGUACCGCCCAAGCAGGUGCGCAUCGAGGGCCCCAACGGCUCUCCCCCCACGCCCCGCUCUCCCUACGCCGGCCUGCCGCGCAAGAUCCCACGAAAAACGCCCGUCUCCACACCCGCCUCCUCGUUGGGCACGCCCACCCUCGUCUCGCCCGUGCAGCUUUCCUCAUCACUGACGACGCCAACGCCGUCACCGGCUACCAGCGUUAGUGCCGCCGCGGCGAAGCUGGCUGCACUGCGCCAGCGUUGGGCCAAUCUGCUGCGGGGCGCUCUCAUGAAGGAGCGUCAGCCGCACGAAACGGAGGCGGUGAUGGCGCUAGCCAUGCGCAUCGUGGAGGCGCUUCCGGGCGACUUGGAGGAGACGAAGGACGGUUUUCAGACCCUUCUCUUUAGCUUGAAGGAUGAGAAGAACGGCGAGCUACGCCGCAUGGUGGUGGAAGGCGAGCUGCUUGUGGAAAAGCUAGUGCAGAUGGACGACCGCGAGCUGGCCAAUCCGGAGGUGAGGAAGAAGAUUGAGGAGAAGAUGGAGGACCGCGCCAAGGACACAAAUAUGAGCGAGCUGGCCAAGGCGAUGCGAACGAGCAACUCCACGCUGUUCAAGUGUAUGACGUGCGGGGCGCGGGACACGUCGUGGUAUCAGCGCCAGACCCGCUCCGGUGAUGAGCCGAUGACGGUGAUCAUCACGUGCAACCGGUGCAACACGCAGUGGCGAAAGUACUGA